AUGGCCAGUUUCACACUAGCGACCGCCAACAACUUCCAGCAACCACUUGCCCACCAGUUGCCACCCCAGUCGCCCAUCUACUCCCAAAGCCAAAGACUGGAUAGCUUGUCGCCUCCCGUCAAUGUGACCAUCAAAGAGGUGAAAGCAAAAUCUGCUGUGGUGUCAUGGGACAUUCCCGAGGGAGACCCAGUCAUCGGCUUUGCCAUCACACAGCAGAAGAAAGACGUGCGCAUGCUGCGAUUCAUCCAGGAAGUCAACACCACCACACGAUCCUGUGCAUUAUGGGACUUGGAGGAAGAGACCGACUACAUAGUGCAUGUCCAGUCCAUCUCCAUGUCUGGGACGAGCCCACUGAGCGAACCGCUGCGCUUCCGGACGCGGAAGGAGGCCGAGACUCAGGCCUCUAAGAGUAAAGACGAAGUGACAAUGGAAGAAGUGGGACAGACCACCCAGCUGAGGGCUGGAGAGCUCAUCAUCAUCGUGGUGGUACUUAUCAUGUGGGCAGGUGUGAUCGCCCUCUUCUGUCGCCAGUAUGACAUAAUCAAAGACAACGAGCCCAACAACAACAAGGACAAAGCCAAAAAUUCCUCAGAGUGCAGCACUCCCGAGCACCCGACGGGGGGGCUGUUGCGCAGUAAGUUCCCCAAGAACAACAACAAUAGGAUGCCAUCUGUCAACAUCAUUGAGGUGUGACUGCCAGGACGUCGUCUCUUUACCUAAAAGACUUUGUGCUCUCACAAACAAGCGGGCCCCUUUUAAGCCCAUCUGCUUGUCAGGAUGAUGCUGGGACUCUGGGCCCCUCGGCAGCGCCUUCUCUCCUUUGGGCCUGGCGUCGGCACAAAGCCGCAGGACUCCGGGCGUCGGGCGCGCCCCGGCCGGCGCCGGUGUGAAGAGGCCGCGGCCGCUCCGCGCUCAGUGACUAUCGCACUGCGGGGCAACAGAGAUUAGAGCCGAAUGGCUCCAGCGGUGGAGAGACUACAGAUAAACAACCCCCAGGGACCAAAGCUGAUAAACAGAGCCAGAGACCUUUUCAUUCUCUCCGUCCCCGUCUUCUCAGUGCGUUAUCGGUGACUGCAAACCCGGGCAUUUCUCUUUUCUGGGUAAAAAUUGUCCCCCUCUAAUCUUUUCUAUCUGCACAUUAUUUCAUCGUAACCUGCUGCAUUCUGUACUUUUAAGUGGGCUGUUAGAGUUUAGCUCUUUAAAUUUUAACAAGGUGCCACCAGUACAGUUUUGUUGUUCUGGUAUUUUUGUUUCAUCGAUCCCCUCUCGGGCAGAAACUCUUUGCCAUCUUGUGGAUUCACUCUCAAUUUUCCCCCCUCAGGGAAUCCAGACUCCACCACCUGGCUAAUUCACGGGCUGUUUCUAAAAUGUGUUGUGAUGAAGCCAGAGCAGCUUUUUUUAGAGAGCUGCUCCCAGAGCUGAAUCACCGGGACUCACCAACCUGUAACGAACACAUAUACACAGUAAAGUUCACAAGAAGCCAGGUUUCAUCCUACUUUCGUCCCCUUCUUUUGUGCUUUUAUUCUGAAAUGUUACAUUCCACAUCCAGGAUGAGCCCUUUAGUAUUCCCUCGUGUCUUUCUCUUCGAGGGUGAUGAAUCUCAAAGCAUUCUGGAGACGAGCAGAACUGCCAUAAUGGAGUGCAUUCAUCUAAUUAAUGAACUCUAAAAGGGGCUGGACUCUCAGAAGAAGUGGUCUUUCCUCUUCAGAGACACAAGGGAGCUCUCUUAUAUCAGCAAUAACAGCCCUCAGAGGAAGUGCAGAAUCGAGGACUCAGACUCUGUAGCCUCUGAGUAAAAUCCCGACCUCUCAGCAUGUUGUAAUAUUCAGGCAGACAAAUGAACUGCACGUCCAGUUUGGAGGGAAUCGACUCUGAGCAGAGGAUUCCCAAACGUCUUUAAGCGCUGUUGUAAAAACUUUGGUUUCUGACGGCUAGCAUGGGAUUAAAAAAAUAUAUAUUAUUGUUUUUUAAAUGGGGCCCAACUUGCAACCCUAGGACUUCUUUGUCAGCAGACAGAAGGGCUUCUCUUCAGAGUUUUUCACCAAUUUAAAGUCAACAUUUGUGCUGAAACAUGACGAUAUAUGGCACAUAUGGGAGCAAAAUGAUGCAUUCGAGGGCUGAUUCAAACUCAGUAGUACUGCCUUAAAAAUAAUCAUACAUUGUGAUUUAUCUAAUAAGAUGGAAGCCCCCGUAUCUCACAUCAUGUUAUUUAACUUCCACCCAGUAUUUCAAUGUGUGUGCAGAGAAACAGGAAACGUUACAGAUCGAUGCCAUGUUGUCCAAAAAGCUGGAAGAAGUAGGCUGGCCUUCAAUUAUUUUAAUGUGUAAAUACAUUUAAAAUGUCAUUCUUGUUUGGUGGCAUCAGUCUAAUGAAAGAUCCAGUCUGGUAAUGUGAGAGAGUGCUGCUACUGCUGGUCCUCUUAUUGAGCAGGUUUUUCAUCGCAGUCUUCUACUGUUACGUGCUUCUAUUAUGUCAUUAUGCUGUUUAUGUGCAUUAAGAAAAGAGUGUUUCUGAUGAGGGACGAAGCCCUGGAUGCUUUAAGUAAUCAUCCAGACAUUCAGCUGCUGAAAAUCUGUAGUCGUUCUGCGAUACGCUGACGCGUCUUUUAUUGUGAACGCAGCAGGUCCAGCUCCUCUGGCCUCCAGCGAGUGGAAAAGAGAGGCAAUGAAGAGAGUAGGUAGACUGGUAACUGAUGCAAUGGCAGGUUUUUAAUCACUAGCAAGCCUCCAUGAGCAGCGAGCCCUGCUAUUUGCUGCACAUCAUUUCCCCGGCUUCCUGCCCCAAUUUCUUCCUCUUCACUGCAAUUGUCACGAGAAGGCUUAAAAUUUAAACGCGGGUCUAAUGUGAAGGUCUCUCCUGACUGACCAGCGCUGCUGUCUAGCCAGGACAAACUUUGGGAAACCUUCUGUGGAGUGAUCAGCACUUUCCUGAAAACUUCUGCAGCUGAAGGCUGAAUCCGUUUCUCCCCAGGAACAGUGCCUCGGUAGCAGGCUCUCCGAUCAAUAGGCAUCCAUCCGCACAGUGACGGAUAAGGAUGAGCCUCUCCUCCAGAUGAUUUCUUUAAACUUCUUAAGUUUGUCAACAACAUAUUUGUCAGCGGCAUUCCCUGAAAGCAUUCAUUAAGUCCUUUCCUCCUCUUUGGUACAGUCAGCUAGCAGCUUAUGAGCAUAUGUUGUCACUGUAAAUAUUGUAUUACUGAUUUAAACGUAGGGCUGCGGCAGGUUGUUGUCAAACUUUACUGAUGAAUAGCUCGACAUUUUGGGUCUUUUUUGCUGUUUGACAAAAAGAUCAACACUUCUCUUUGAAGCUGGUUACAUUACAGCCAACACAUUCUCACAGUAAGGCAUCAAAUAGCAGUGCAUCACCCCCCCUGGGGUGGACAGUCAUGCUGUUUUAUAAGAUGCAACAAGGUGUCCUUUGGCGUUGUUACCUUGAUGCACCAGUCACAACAAGGGUCCCGUUUUAGAGACCCACAAAGUCCACAUUAGGAGGUUGGAGGUUUGGGAUCUUUGUUUCUCUUACUCACUCGUUAGGUUUGUAUUCACUCAAAGGUCAGGGUUAGGGACCGAGUCAGUGGCUCAGGGGUAGCACUGCUGCCUCCCAGAAGAGGAGUCCUGGUUCAACUCCGGGUAGGGUCCCUCUGUGUGGCGUUUGCUCUGGUUUCUCUGGCCAGGCUGCAGCGAGGCCGGUGUGUCAGCGUGACUAGUUAGAGGUCAGCUGUGACAUCACAGCAGGUGUGCAUAGCUACCAUAAACGAUACUUACAGUCGUCUGUGAAAGCAGGACAAAGCCCACAUGUAAAAGCUUGCAGGGUGGCAGCACUAAACGCUGUUUGGAAAUUCUGGUUAAUAUAUUAAUCCUGCAUGUUGGCAGCUGCAGCAGGUGACUCGAGUACUGAAGGCUGCGGUUCGAGUCCACCCUGGGCCGUUCCUCCUCACCUUCCUGUCUACUCCACUGUCAGGUCUGGAAUUUAAUAAAGAGAAAUGCAGCUGUCCAAGUGGUCCUAUACAAGCAUCCAAAUGUGUGACCAUUGCCAUAAAUGCUGAAGGCUGUAGCUGUGAGGGGAAUGAGACAGAGCUGCUGGCUCGAGCAACAGUACAAUCAGUCCCUUCAUCUAACUCACGGCAGAGAAAGCCAUCAAGUGGACCUCUGAAUAUGCCAACUUUUCCCUUUAAGGGUUGCAGCUGAGCGCACUGAGCGAGCUCUGCGACUCAGACAUGAAAAAAAAAUUUUAUUUUUUUUUACACGCAAGUGGUUGACCGUGUUUAACAGCUACACAGCGGUCUGACAUGUCCAGUUAAUUAAGUGGAAGGCAUCUGGGUAUCUAAUUAGUGUCCGCUCAUUGCAGUUCUCUCAGCGCGGCCCUGCUGCGGCAGAAAAACUGAUCACUCUGAUUCAAGUUGGCUGAAAGUAUCAGGGCGCAGCUGCUGCCGCUCUGAUUGGAGCGGGUUAAGUCAACAGCGAUCAAAAGAAGAUGAAAAAUAUUUUUCCUUAAUCGCGCUCGACAAACGGUGACGACGGCAAGAACCCUCUGAGCUUCAGCGCCACCGGCCCGGGACGUUUUCUCCUGUUACUGUUCUGCAGAAUCAAUGCCUGAAAUAACGGAAACGCUCGGUUGCAGCGAUGAAUCAUUUCACAUCAAACGCUGGAUUUUUCAACAACUUAUACGCCGUGUAUUUUAUUUUAGAGUAGAAACACGCCUGGAAAUACAUGAAGUUUGUUUCAUUAUGGGAUUCUUGAAAUAUACUGUAGGAAUGAGGUUCACGAAGAAGCAUGGUUUAGAAAAAUUAACUGCUUUACUAGUGCUAUCAUGUUUAUAUUCAUUGUAUGACGUGUACAGCAGUCAUUGCUUAAUGAGGGCUAGCAUGGUUUAACUAUUAUA
Archocentrus centrarchus (flier cichlid) is the source of this 4882-nucleotide messenger RNA. It is a transcript of the gene fndc5a, whose product is annotated as fibronectin type III domain containing 5a. The transcript is spliced from 6 exons. Gene Ontology annotation, molecular function: protein binding. NCBI's taxonomy places the organism in Eukaryota, Metazoa, Chordata, Actinopteri, Cichliformes, Cichlidae. Gene Ontology annotation, cellular component: plasma membrane; extracellular region. Bases 1 to 693 code for a protein of 230 amino acids. The record is from RefSeq and is a predicted model, not a curated record.